AUGGUGUGCCUGUCAAAUUUUCUGUUCCACCGCACAGUGCUUUUCUAUCCAUUUCAACGGCGAGCUUCCGAACCUCCAAAGCAACCCUUGGACCUUGCUGGUCCUCUCAUGGAUCUCUCAUCCCUCGAGGAUUAA
Molecule: messenger RNA, 135 nt
Organism: Penicillium digitatum Pd1
Lineage: Eukaryota; Fungi; Ascomycota; Eurotiomycetes; Eurotiales; Aspergillaceae
Source: RefSeq, a predicted model, not a curated record